ACUGGGAUGACAAGAUCACGUUGUUCCAAAAGGAUGUCAUGGAACACGCUUCACGGCUCAAGCGUCAGCACACGACUAUCCUCGAUACUUUCAGGACGAAAAUGGCUUCCAAGAAACCUUGCAAGCCACAAUGGUCGGCAGAGCUCUUGAACCAAAGAAAAGUCCAGGAAUACUUGGGAAAGCAAGGCAAGUACUCGGAGGCGCUGAGAGUGAAGAAAACAGCCGACCGACUGGAGCACGAGGAGCUGGAGGCGACGAUCGAGUCAUACCAGGCCGAAGUGGGACUGAAGGAGCAAGCCUUGAGAACCAAGCAGCACAGUGAGAUGGAGGUGCUUCUCCAAAAGGCGACCAAAGGCCGGGACCAGCUAAGAGAAGGGCGAGCCAAAGAUCUGCAGCGAAUCCACCAGCGGCAUAAGAACAUCGUGAGAGAGCUCAAGGCCCUCCACGCGCACGAGAUGUUUAAGUUUGAGCAAAUGUAUGGCAAGAAGAUGAGCGAGUACCAAUCCAACCUGGGGAAUGGGAGGUAUUUGUCGCCGCCCACUCGCGGAUACAGCUCCCUGGCGCUGCCCAAGGUGGCCGAGGUCCAGUGCGAUGACACGCACAGCACGGAAGGAAUGUAGAGAAUUUCAAACGCUUGGAAUUCACCAUACUUGUGGAGCAGUGUACCAGCUUUCCACGGUGAGGAGU
Molecule: messenger RNA, 687 nt
Organism: Selaginella moellendorffii
Lineage: Eukaryota; Viridiplantae; Streptophyta; Lycopodiopsida; Selaginellales; Selaginellaceae
Exons: 3
Coding region: 39-620 (193 amino acids)
Source: RefSeq, a predicted model, not a curated record